AUGGAAUUUACAAGUUCUGUAGUGAAGAAAUAUCAAAUAGAAAAUAUCUUAAAUGAUGCAACUGGAAUGUUAAAGAAGGUAUUUUAAAAUUAACCUAAAAGAAUGGCAAUAGAAAAGUUAUUUUAUUGUUAGAUAAACAUUUUAUGAGUUAUUCUUAGAAUGAUAUUGCAUCAUUAAAUAUUUAGAUUUGCAGAAGACUAUUGAAGGCUGCAUAAAAUUUAUUAAUAUAAUACAUAUAAGGAGAUAAUUUUUCAAAAGUAGAUUUAUUACUUGAUCGAUGCAAUUUAUACAUAGCUGUUUUCUAUAUCAAUUUGUAAAAAAAGUUAAAAAAUGAAAAAGGAAUAGAACAAUAUGAAGAAUUAAAUACUGCAUAGAUUGAAUUAAAAAUUGGUCUUAAUAGAUUAAGAUAAAGAAUUCGAUAAACUAUAUGUGUUCCUGGAAAUUUAAUAAAAGCAACACAUUUAAAUAGAUUGAAAGAGAAAGAUAAAAGUAAAUAUAACAUAUUUAUACAAAUAGUAAAAUUUUAUAUUAAUGAAUGUUGGGUAGUAUUAUUAAGAUAAUUAAUUAUUUAUGCUAAGAUAUUUAAAUCUACAAAUGAAGUUCCAUAAAGCUUGAAGAUGUUGUGUAAGAUUGAUUUAUUUUUAUCAAUCAAAGAAUUAAAUAAAAGAAAAAACAUUGAGAUAAUGAAAGUUUAAAUUUAACAUUAUUAGAAUUCAGGCUAAUUAUACUUUUAAUUAUAUGAAUUCAAAUUAUCCUUAUAAAAUUAUGAUCUUGCUUUAUAAAGUUUAUAAGAUUUGAUCUUUGCAAUUUUAAAAUAAAAAAAGAUUCCAAAUGUAAUUGAUGAUGGGGAUUUAAAACCAGUUGAAUAAUACAUAAUGAAGAUGAUAGUCAUUCUGUAUCUCUAAUCAUUAUGUUAUGAAUAUUUGUCUGAAUAUUCCCAAAUGAAAGAAUGCAUACAUUUAUCAUAAUGGUUAUGCACUGAAGUCUUAAGACUUGAAGAUGAACAUCAAUUACAUAUCCUAAUUUAUAGUCGUUUUUAAGAUAUCUAAAAAUAUUUUGAUACUAUUUUAGCUGAAUGUGAAAUAAGACAGAUCAUCUUUUCAUCUCUUUGUGAUAAUCAUUAAACUGAAAUGAAAGGCACAUCAAAUUAAAUUUUAGAAGAUUAUCAAAAAUUGUUAAAUGAUAAAUUUUAUUAAAAAUUUAACUAUUAGAAAUUAAAUAGAUAAUAAUAUUUCAAAAUUAAUCAGAAUCCUGUUUAAUCCUAACCUUAUUUAAUCUAUUCAGUUCCAAAAAGUAAUAGAACAGAAAGAGAAACUAUUCAAUAAUAACUAUCAAAAUAAUAUUAAUCAUUUACAACUGAAGAUUUAGCAGAAUAAAAUUCAAGAAAGUUUAUUAAUUUAGAAAGUGAAUCUAAAUUAUUAAAACAAAAUUCAAUCUCUUCAUUUUCUAGAAAAACAAGACCUACAGAUUUUUCUUAAUAUUGCAAAACUGAAUAAUCAGAUUAUCCAAAACUUGAUUAAGAAUUAGCAAGUGUUAUUAUUAAUUAAUUAAAAUAAGAAAAAUCAUUUUUUAUGUUAUCUGAUGUUUAAAAGACUUGUUAAGAUGAAAUUUAACAAAAUCAUAGAUAAUAACAAGAUUUUGAGUUAGGAAAAGCAAUUCUUAUGUUUAAAAAGAAAUUUAGUAACAAAUUCAUUACUGAACCUAAAGAGAUUGACUCAUUAAAGUAAUUAAAUAAUUAAAUUAAAACUGAAUUUUAAUUAACUUCUGGCUAUUUAGAAGCUUAAGAAUAAUUAAAAAAAAAAAAACAGAAAUAAAAACUAUUAGAAUAAUCAUUAUAAUAAAAAUCAAAAAAAUCAAAUCCUUUUAGAAAGUUAUUAAUAAAGCAUAGUAAUACUUUAGGAUUGAAAUUAAUUAAGAAAAAGCUUUAGCAUUUGGAAGAAGAAUCAAUUUUAAUGAAAAUGUAUCAGCAAAUUAAUGAUUAAAAAGAAGUGGAAAAAUAAUAACCAAAGGAAGAAUAGAUUCUAAGAAAAAUGAUUUAAACAAACUUAAAUGUAUAAAUUAUUAAUAUUUUUAAGGCAAUUAAAGUUUUUAUGGACGAAAAUCAAAAAUAAUAAGAAACUGCUUAAAAAUAAUUAAGAUAAAGGAGACCAGUCUCUUUAUCAAACCCUAAACAAUGUAGAAAAAAUCCACAUAACACCUCACUUCGAGAUAAUAUGAAAGAGUUAGCAGGAUCAACUUAAUAUUUAAGCACUAAAGGUUAAUCUAAAAAUAUUAUAUCUUUGGCUGAGUUAACUAAUUUAAAAAAAAAAUUAAAUUAAAUUCAAUUUAAAAGUCCAAACAGAUUCUCAUAAUUAUUUUAAAAAUAAGAAUGA
This is a messenger RNA of Paramecium sonneborni, 2372 nucleotides long. Lineage: Eukaryota; Ciliophora; Oligohymenophorea; Peniculida; Parameciidae. The record is from the annotation of a GenBank genome assembly.